AUGGAGUGUCGACUCCCGGAGGAUAAGCUGGAGGCUUUGAAGGAGGAAGUACGGGGGAUUAUUGGGCUGUGGAAGAUUCAACUGCGCAAGAUGCAGUCGCUGCUAGGUAAGUUAAACUUCGCCUGCAGGAUAAUCCCCAUGGGUAGGGUGUUUUGCCGCAGGUUGUCGGGAGUGACAGCUGGCGUGCGGACUCCGACUCAUUUUGUGAGUCUCAAUGGUGAACACAGGGCUGACUUGAGGGUCUGGCACGAGUUUUUGGAGUCCUUUAAUGGACAAGCUUUGUGGAUGUCUGGGCCUGUUAGCAACUUCGACUUGGCGCUGUUUACGGAUGCUGCGGGCUCUACGGGGUAUGGAUCGUUUUGCCAAGGACAGGUUCCAGGAGUUGGCACCAACAGUGGAGCUACACUGAGUUCCCUGUCCCGACUGGAUGUGGAACAUUGCUUUGACAGUGCAGCACGGUGGAUCCAGCGGUCGGUGAGUGAGGCUACAUGGAAUGCCUACUCAAAGACUGUGAGGGACGGUGCCGUCCUUCCAACAGAGAAGAGGUUUUCCUGUACUGAGUGCGGGAAGUGUUUUUCUUCUAAAUCCAAUCUUAAUAUUCAUAAAAUGUCUCACACAGGGGAGAAGCCGUAUUCCUGUCCUGAGUGCGGGAAAUGUUUUUCACGGAAGUCCAGUCUUUACAGACAUCAGAGAUCUCACACAGGGGAGAAGCCACAUUCCUGUCCUGAGUGCGGGAAAUGUUUCUCAAGGAAGUUCCAUCUUUAUAGACAUCAGAGAUCUCACACGGGGCAGAAUCCAUAUUCCUGUCCUGAGUGCAGGAAAUGUUUUUCACAGAAGUCCUAUCUUUCCACACAUCAGAGAUCUCACACGGGGGAGAAGCCGUAUUCCUGUCCUGAGUGUGGGAAAUGUUUUUCACAGAAGUCCUAUCUUUCCAUACAUCAGCGAUCUCACACGGGGGAAAAGCCAUGUUUCUGUCCAGAGUGUGGUAAAUGUUUUUCAUUGAAGGCUAGUCUUUCCAGACAUCAGAGAUCUCACACGGGGGAGAAGCCGCAUUCCUGUCCUGAGUGCGGGAAAUGUUUUUCAGAAAAGUCCCAUCUUUACACACAUGAGAGAUCUCACACAGGGCAGAAGCCGUAUUCCUGUCCUGAGUGCGGGAAAUGUUUUUCACAGAAGGUUAGUCUUUCCACACAUCAGAGAUCUCACACGGGGGAGAAGCCGUAUUCCUGUCCUGAGUGUGGGAAAUGUUUUUCAGAUAGGUCCCAUCUUUACACACAUGAGAGAUCUCACAUGGGGGAGAAGCCGCAUUCAUGUCCUGAGUGCGGGAAAUGUUUCUCACGGAAGUCCAAUCUUUACAUACAUCAGAGAUCUCACACGGGGGAGAAGCCGUAUUCCUGUCCUGAGUGCAGGAAAUGUUUUUCACGGAAGUCCCAUCUUUAUAGACAUCAGAGAUCUCACACGGGG
Molecule: messenger RNA, 1461 nt
Organism: Rana temporaria (common frog)
Lineage: Eukaryota; Metazoa; Chordata; Amphibia; Anura; Ranidae
Product: zinc finger protein OZF-like
Exons: 3
Source: RefSeq, a predicted model, not a curated record